Molecule: messenger RNA, 1788 nt
Organism: Purpureocillium takamizusanense
Lineage: Eukaryota; Fungi; Ascomycota; Sordariomycetes; Hypocreales; Ophiocordycipitaceae
Gene: CYT2
Product: Holocytochrome-c synthase
Exons: 2
Coding region: 352-1200 (282 amino acids)
Biological process (GO): cytochrome c-heme linkage
Cellular component (GO): mitochondrion
Molecular function (GO): holocytochrome-c synthase activity
Source: RefSeq, a predicted model, not a curated record
AGCAGUCUUGCAGCAGAAACCUGUCUGUCGCCUCCAAUAGCGAGCGCCGGUAGUGGUGGCAUGGCUUCCUAAACAGGCAGUCUUUGCUGAGGGAGCGGCAAAAUGCCGGCUCGAAAUUUCCCAACCCGCCGCCAGUGCAGCAGCAACCACCACCAACCUUCGUCUCUACUCUGCAAUGUCUGCAUGCGCAUGCGCAUAGUGGCGAGAACGAGAAUCGGCGCCGACGCAGGGCCCAUUGCUUCAUUGCGCGAUAGCACAUCGACCACCGGAGGCAUCAAUUGAGCAUCAACCCUGCUCCGCCUCCCGUCCCUGAAAGCCUCCCGCCGGAUUGCGCCCAGCAGACGAUCCACCAUGGCGGACAAGUCGGACCCGGCGGCCUGUCCCGUCGACCACAAGACCCGCGAUGCGUGGCUCGCACAAGCCCGCGCCGCCGAAGCUGCAAAGGCUCAAUCCCCUAGCACAGUGUGCCCCGUCGACCACACCUCGCAACAACCGUCACCGCCGCCCAAAUCAUGGACGCAAACGCUCACAUCCUACCUGCCAUGGUCCUCUUCCUCCGGCGCCACGCCAGCCCCGACCUCUGCCUCGUCGGCGCCGCCUAGCCGCGGCGCGCUGGGCGAGAACCGCGUCAUCUCAACUAUUCCGCGCUCAGCCAGCGGCUCAGCAGCGGCGGCGGCGACGGCCUGCCCCGUCGACCACGGCGCCUCCGCCAACGCGCCCAACGCCGAGAUUGAGUCGGGCGUCGACGCCUCGGGCAACUGGGUAUAUCCGUCUGAAAAGAUGUUCUUCGAGGCCAUGAAGCGCAAGGGCUACGACGCGCGCGCAACCGACAUGAAGACCGUCGUCCCCAUCCACAACGCCGUCAACGAGCGGGCCUGGCAGCAGAUCAAGGAGUGGGAGGCACCCUACCUCGCGGAAUCCAAAUGCGACGGCCCCAAACUCGAGUCGUUUGCGAACAAGAGCACGCGCAUGACGCCCACGGCGCGCAUCAACACCAUCCUCGGCUACACGGCGCCGUUUGACCGCCACGAUUGGGUCAUCGAUCGCUGUGGCACGCGCGUCGAGUACGUGAUUGACUUUUAUGCCGGCCGCGCUGGCGGCCAGGCUGGCGGGCCGAGCUUUUACCUCGACGUGCGGCCCAAGCUCAACACAUGGGAGGGCGUGCGUAUGCGCGCCAUGCGAUGGACUGGGUUGGCGUAAGGGCGCGGAUUGUAUGUCGAUGAGGUUGUGAUGCUGUAAGAGUAGGACAUGAUACCAUUGCAUAGGGACUGGCGUUUGGGAUUUAUCAUGUUGACUUGUAGCAUCUGCAGAAACUGGACCCUUCUCUGUGCCUUGCCUGACCACCCUGUCCGACUCUGUACCAAAUCACCUUGAAAAUUCAACCCCAUACCCAACCCCAUUGGUCCCUAACCCCCAUGUCAUUCUCCAACCCGUUUACCCAAGCCUUCGUGCAGGCGCCUCCGUGCAGGCGCGAUGUGACAUUUGCGCGCAUGUAUCACAGCUUCCGUCCCUCCAGAUACUUCAAGAGAGCCGCAAUAUCCCCAACCGUGCACUUGUGCUGCACCGGAGCCGGGAGUCCCGGGUCUCGGCCCCUCUCUCUCACCGUCAGGGCCAGCACCAGCACCAUCAUGACCAGGGUCGUGCCGGGCAGGGCCACGCCCAGCGCCAUGAGGACGGCAUCCUGGCCGGUUUCCAGGGCGAGCAGGACACCUCCGGCCCAAAGAACAAACGCGCCGGUCACGGUCGCGAGGUGCGUCGUCUGGACUUGGCCGUGGGUCGACAUGUCGG